CUGAUAUCCGUGUACGUAUCCAUAAUGUCUAUGUAUAUAAUAAAUUAAGAAUUUAUUUCUUUAUUGAUUCAGCACUCAAGAUGUCUGGACUAAAAUAUUUCGUUCUCUUCGCCCUUGUGACAGUCACUUGCGCUCGCCACGUGAGCCGCAAAAGUACUGGUUUGAAAAUCAAUGGUGGUAGCCAAGCCAAAAGUGGACAAUUUCCCUUCGUAGCAUCUCUAGAGUUGGGAAUCUUCGGUAUCUACGAAAACGAAUGUGAAGGUGUUAUCCUUAAUGAAAAUUGGGUUCUAACAUCAGGUGAAUGCGCCAAAGAAGUAUCCAGGGUUGUAGCUGGUGUUACAGACUUGCAUGGCAAUGAAACAAGCAGACAGGUGGCUGAAGUCGAACAUGCUUAUGUACAUCCCGAAUACGACAGUAAUGGGCCUAGUCCAAACGACAUCGCUCUUGUCAAACUGAAGACACCUUUGGUAUUUAACCAGUUCGUCGGUAAUGUCAGCUUGCCUGAACAAGACGCUGUAUUUAAUGGCACUGCUAACCUUACUGGCUGGGGAUGGAGCUUCUUACCAGACUUCAAUAAACUAAGCUUCGUAGCUGACUUACCCCUAAUUGAUAUUGAAGAAUGUAACCGAGUGGUUGAUUCGAUCUUAGAAGAGAAUACCUUGGACAAAAAGAGCAAUAUCUGCGCCGGAGAUCUCGACAAAGGAGCAAAUAACUGUGACGGUGAUGUUGGAGGUUCUCUCACCCAAAACGGUGUUCUUAUUGGUAUCGUUACCUGGUACAUCGAACCUUGUGAUAUUGAAGGAACUCCAGAUAUUUUCACCAACGUUGCUAACUUCGUUGACUGGAUCAAUCAGACUAUUGACAAACAUCAAAGUUUUAUAAUUAGAAAUAUGGUGGGACUUAAGGUUUUUGUUUUAUUUGCGCUAUUAGCAACAACCUAUGGAUUUCAUCAAAUAAAAUUUAGAAAUACUCGCAAUGGCUUAGGUUUGGAUGGUGCUACAGAGGCUACAGAUGGACAAUUCCCUUGGGUAGUUUCACUUCAAUCCAGUUAUGAGCGCAUUAAUACACAUGUUUGUGGAGGUGUCAUCUUAACUGAAAAUUGGGUUCUUACAUCUGCCGAAUGUGAAGGUGCUGUUAAGGUAGUGGCCGGUGCUGUUAAACCGCGUUUAGCCGAUCCUAAUAAACAGACUGUUGAUGUUGAAAGAUGGGUGGUUCAUCCAGACUAUAACUCACAAAUAGUUGGGCCCAACGAUAUCGCUUUAGUUAAACUAAAGCAACCAUUGAAAUUUACCGAUGCCGUUAAAGCUGCUAAUUUGCCCGAGCAAGGAGCUGCAGUUACUGGAUUAGCUGAUGUUGUUGGAUACGGCAACAGCGCAAGACCUGAUUUCAACAAUUUGACCUACAUAUCGGACUUGCCCCUUAUAAGCUACGACGAUUGCAAUCAAGCUCUUGAAGAUGUAUUGCAAGAAAAGAGUUCUUUGGACGAAAAGAGCAACAUUUGCGCAGGUGUAUUGGCAAAUGGAGCUAAUAACUGCGAUGGAGAUACCGGUAGCCCUCUUACCCAAGAUAAUUUUGUCAUUGGUAUCACCAGUUGGUUUAUCUCUCCUUGUCAGGGCAUGGGAGCCCCUAAUGUAUUCACCAAUGUAGCCAACUUUGUUGACUGGAUCAAUGAAAACAUUUCACAAUAGAAUUGAAUAAUUUUUUUAAAAUAUAUAUUAAAUUUAUUAUUUUUUAAAUCUUAAA
Diabrotica virgifera virgifera (western corn rootworm) is the source of this 1743-nucleotide messenger RNA. Its product is annotated as serine protease 53. The transcript has 8 exons. Gene Ontology annotation, molecular function: serine-type endopeptidase activity. NCBI's taxonomy places the organism in Eukaryota, Metazoa, Arthropoda, Insecta, Coleoptera, Chrysomelidae. The record is from RefSeq and is a predicted model, not a curated record. The coding region runs from base 81 to 1688 and encodes 535 amino acids. Gene Ontology annotation, biological process: proteolysis.